This is a messenger RNA of Mirounga angustirostris (Northern elephant seal), 3640 nucleotides long. RefSeq names its product Ras association domain family member 5 (gene RASSF5). Bases 287 to 1693 code for a protein of 468 amino acids. Gene Ontology annotation, biological process: signal transduction. Lineage: Eukaryota; Metazoa; Chordata; Mammalia; Carnivora; Phocidae. The transcript has 6 exons. The record is from RefSeq and is a predicted model, not a curated record. Gene Ontology annotation, cellular component: nucleus.
CUGAAGGCAAGACGGUCCCGACAGCAACGCCUCCUCAACGGCCCCGGUCGUCCGGGCCGCUCCCCGCAGACGCCGCGAAAUCCGCGCUGCCUCCCGCGCCCCCCGCCGCUCGGCCGGUCGGGGGUUCCCCGGGGCGCCCUUCCUGCCGCGCGCCCGUCUCCCCGCCCCCGCCCCGCCCUGCAGGCUGCGGUCCCUUUAAAGGCGCGCUCGUGUGGGGCCGCCCUUCUCUCGAGGCUGACUCGGGAGCCGCGCCGCCGCCACCGCCAGCCGCCGCCGCUCGCCAGGCAUGGCCAUGGCGUCCCCGGCCAUCGGGCAGCGUCCCUACCGGCUGCUCUUGGACCCAGAACCGCCGCGCUACCUGCAGAGCCUGAGCGGCCCCGAGCCGCCGCCGCCCCCCGGCCGCUCCUCGCGCCGCUGCGCCCCCGCGCCCCUCUCCACUGCGCCCGGGGCGCACGAGGGGCGCGGCGCCCGGAGGGCGGCCCGGGGGGACCCGGAGCCCCAACCUCGGGCCUCGCGACCCGCCCGCCCUCUCCGGCCUGGUCUGCAGCAGAGACUGCGGCGGCGGCCUGGAGCGCCCCGGCCCCGCGACGUGCGGAGCAUCUUCGAGCAGCCGCAGGAUCCCCGCGUCCCGGUGGAGCGAGGCGAGGGGCACAGCUUCGGCGACCUGGCGCUGCGGAGCGGCCCGGGCUGGUGUGACCUGUGCGGACGAGAGGUGCUGCGGCAGGCGCUGCGCUGCGCUAACUGUAAAUUCACCUGCCACCCGGAGUGCCGUCACCUGAUCCAGCUGGACUGCAGUCGACAGGAAGGCCCAUCCCAGGACAGGCCCUCUCCAGAAAGCACCCUCACUCCGAUCUUCAGCCAGAAUGUCUGUAAACCCGCCGAGGAGACGCAGCGGCCGCCCACACUGCAGGAGAUCAAGCAGAAGAUUGACAGCUACAACACCCAGGAGAACAACUGCCUGGGCAUGAAGCUGAGUGAAGAUGGUACCUACACGGGUUUCAUCAAAGUGCAUUUGAAGCUCCGGCGGCCGGUGACGGUGCCUGCUGGGAUCCGGCCCCAGUCCAUCUAUGAUGCCAUCAAGGAAGUGAACCUGGCGGCCACCACCGACAAGCGGACAUCCUUCUACCUGCCCCUCGAUGCCAUCAAGCAGCUACACAUCAGCAGCACCACCACGGUCAGCGAGGUCAUCCAGGGGCUGCUCAAGAAGUUCAUGGUUGUGGACAAUCCCCAGAAGUUUGCACUUUUUAAGCGGAUACACAAGGACGGGCAAGUGUUCUUCCAGAAACUCUCUAUUGCUGAUUGCCCUCUCUACCUGCGCUUGCUCGCCGGGCCUGACAAUGACGUCCUCAGCUUCGUGCUCAAGGAGAAUGAAACCGGAGAGGUGGAGACACUUUUUCUCAGGACACCUGUGGCGGGUGCAUCUGUGCCCCCCCUCCCCCGCCGGCAGUUCCAGAUGUGGCACGAAACCUCUGAGGGACACGCGUGCUCGCGGGCCAGGCCCCCGCCUGCCACACACCACCUCCGAGGAGCAGGACUGGGGAGGGGAGGUGGUGGUGGCAGGGGCGGGAGGGGGGAGAGAAGAGCCUUGGAUGUCAGCAAUCCACGAGCCCUUGGUAAGCCAACCAGCUGCCUCUCUCAUCACCAAACUGGAAUGGUUCGCACCGGCCGGCAAAGGAAAGAAGAAAGGUUUUAGAGCUGUAUGUUUUUUCUCUGGGUUUUAUUCUUCUUCAAUUUCUCUCUUAUUUGCCACCCAUAGACCUUUAUUUAUGAGUCAAAAAUUGUAGCAUAUUCCUUGAGCUGGUCGGGGCUAAGCCCCCGAAAGCAGGAUAAUGCUCGUAAGAGGAUUGCCCCCCACUGUCCCAAGGUGCCCGUUGUUCAUGCUCAAGGGAAGGUCCUAAAGCCACUGGCCCCAGAUGCUCAGGUAGGGAGCACCAUAGCUGAGGUUGGCUCAGAGAUUUCCAGAGAAGCCACAGCCUGCCUUGGCCCUCAUCACUCAAGAGUCUGCACACACGUAAACCCAAAGGCAUAUAUUUAUCUGCACGUGUGUGAUGCCUCGUCACUUCUUUGUCAACAAGCGUUUGUUUUUAAAGUUACAACUUGGAGUUUCCUAUUGCCAUCAUCCUCACGUGUUUUCACGAAGGGAAACCAGCCAUUUGCCAUUUUUAAUGUCUCCUGCUGAGUACGGAAAUCAGGCAGUCAGAGGAAGCCAAAAAGCAUUGCAGAGAAAUGUGUCCAACUUGUCCUCAGCCUUCCCCCGGCCAGAGAGCAGGGGAGGGCCUGGCCGCCCUGCUUUGCCGCGUGGCCUUCCGCACGGCCUCCUUCCUCCCACUGGGACUCUGGGGUCUCCAGGUGCUGCCAGAGGAGCUGCCUUGAAUACAGACGGGGAUCCUCCCAACUCAGCCGACUUGGAGUCCUUUGUGUUCCGAAGCCCGGGCCAGCCCGUGGCCUGUGCUCCGCGAGCUUGUGGGCCGGCCUCCGGCUGACCUCAGUGCCUUUUUGUUUUCAGAGAGAGACGGGAGCAGGGCGCACCUGCUUGACGCUUGCUGCUGGCUUGCUCCUGCCAGAAAGGGGACCAUGGUGGUGCGGGAGGCGAGGCCAGGGGAGCCCUCCCUCCGAGAAUGGGGCGAGAGUCACAGACCUCCUUCCCCUCUAAUGUCCUGGGCUUUGACUCCCAAUAAGUGAUGUCAAACCCCAUGGACAAGGUGGAUCAGAUCCCUAACUUACACCUGUACUGGAUCCUUGUUCGGGUGCAAACUGAAAAAUAAACUAGCCAAGCAACUGAAGCAAGUGGCCAGGGCUGCAAAGACCCUCCAACGCAGAGGGAGAAGGACUUUUCACGGCCAAAGCAGGGCUGGCUUUCCAGUCCAGCCUCUGAGAGAUCACUUCUUCGCUGUCCUCUGCCUUCCCAGGUCCUUCCUGGGUUGGGUUGAGCCCCAGCUUCUUUGUGUAGCCUCAGAAGUCCCCUCCGCAACCCUUGCUGUGUCCACACCGCCCCUGACCCCAGAAGGAAUGCUGCCCCCACGUCACAAAACUGUGUGUAGUCUUCAGAGCUGCAAAAGCAAGACAAGCUAGCAGCUCCAAAAGACUUUUUAGGCCCCCAGAACCCUGGUUCUCUGCCAUCUCAUGCUCAGCCUUAUUGCUUCUCUCCCUUAAAAAAAAUCUCUCUCCCUGCUGUGUACUAAAGGGCGCGGGUAGAGAGUCCUUUUCCUUCAUGCUGCAUGUCUUUAACAUUAAUGGAAGGUACAGCACCUGCUGCAGCCGCUGUGAAUGCUGCUGAGAGCCUCCCUCUGGUGGGGGCGGCUAUUUUAUUUUUGAGAAGGAAAAUAAAGUCAUGUACAUAUAUACAUAAGGGCAUAUAGCUAUAUAUAAAGAGAUAGGGGUGUUUAUGAAAUAAGAAAAUUAUGGAAAAUUCUGACUUUAUCUAAAGCACAGUUAGACCCAGGAGCCACGCUGAGGCCCGAGCCUCGAUGAAUAGUCUGUACAAAGUAUCCCUCCCCCCGGGGGCGGGUAUGGUGGCUGGGAGUGCCUUCUAUCCUUGUGCUGCCCUGUGUGUACAUAUUUGUCUUGAGGAUAUUUUCUUUUUAAAUGUCUUUCUUAUAUGGGUUUUAAAAAAAGUAAUAAAAGCUUGUUGCAAAAAUGA